Messenger RNA from Exophiala xenobiotica, 813 nucleotides. RefSeq lists its product as uncharacterized. The record is from RefSeq and is a predicted model, not a curated record. Lineage: Eukaryota; Fungi; Ascomycota; Eurotiomycetes; Chaetothyriales; Herpotrichiellaceae. Gene Ontology annotation, molecular function: protein kinase activity; ATP binding. The transcript has a single exon. Bases 1 to 813 code for a protein of 270 amino acids. Gene Ontology annotation, biological process: protein phosphorylation.
AUGGACGCAAACUACGUUUAUCUAGAUGGCACGGUUGUGAGAGAACAGAUCAUCGGAGUGGGCGGGACGGGCAUUGUCGUCUCCCGUGGAGGUUACGCCUAUAAGAUCCCUCUGAUAUCGAAAAUCAUCAAGAUUGACGGAGUGCCUUUCGAUGACGGAGGCUUUCCUCCUCCUAAGGAAGGCGACUAUGACGAACGAGCUACUGCCAUCGAGGCUCUCGAGAACGAGAAGGCCAUCUACAGGAGACUAGGCGACCAUUCUGGGAUUAUUCGCUGUUAUAAUCUUCAAUCCACUGACCCCUCGAUCCAGAUGCCGUUAAUGGAAGGCGACCUUCGACAUUAUCUGGAUGAGACACGACCUGCAAGGGCGACGCUGUUAUCCUGGUUAACCCAGUUGGCGCACGCCAUGGCCCACAUCCAUUCUCGACGUGUUAUCAUCGGCGACUUCCGUCUGGACAAUAUCGUAUAUGACGAAAACAUGAGCAUCAAGCUCAUUGAUUUCUCCGAGUCCUCUUUGAUGCCGCUCGACUGGGACCUAGACGGGUGUGAUGGAAGCGGCUUUUCGAUUUGGACGGAUCUCGGACAGUUCGGGGCUGUCAUGUUCGACAUGAUAACCGGUCAGCGGUGUGCCUUUGACAUCUAUCAUGAUUGGAGGCAGGUCGGGGAUCAGCCGACCUGGCCUCGGCGGGAUACUCUCCCGUCAACCAGUGGGGUGUGGUUAGGUUCUAUCAUUGAGAAAUGCUGGACUAAGGGAUUUGGAUCGGCGCAGGAUCUCGUAGAAGAGCUGGAAAAACAGACCGGGAGUGUCUGCUGA